Molecule: messenger RNA, 1388 nt
Organism: Musa acuminata AAA Group (dessert banana)
Lineage: Eukaryota; Viridiplantae; Streptophyta; Magnoliopsida; Zingiberales; Musaceae
Product: presenilin-like protein At2g29900
Exons: 1
Coding region: 46-1239 (397 amino acids)
Biological process (GO): protein processing
Cellular component (GO): nucleus; plasma membrane
Molecular function (GO): aspartic endopeptidase activity, intramembrane cleaving
Source: RefSeq, a predicted model, not a curated record
UCCUCUCUUAACCCAAAAGCGUCUCCUUUGCCUCUUCCGCCUCCGAUGGCUGAAGCAAACCCUAAUUCCAACCCGGGCGUCCUCGAAACGCUGGGCGAGGAGAUCGUCCGCAUCGUCGCCCCCGUCUCCGCCUGCAUGCUCCUCGUCGUCCUCCUCGUCACUGCCCUUUCCUCUUCCUCGGGCGGCGGCCUCGCCUCCAUCGCCACCAUCGCCUAUUCCGAUGACUCCUCCGACUCCUUCUGGGACAAGCUCAAGGGCGCCCUCCUCAGCUCCCUCUCCUUCGUCGUCCUCAUCACCCUCCUCACCUUCGUCAUCGUCCUCCUCUUCUACCUCCGCUGCACUCGAUUCCUCAAGUCCUACAUGGCCUUCUCCUCCUUAGUCGUCCUCGCCUUUCUCGGCGGUGAGGUCUUCCUGCUGCUCAUCUCGCGCUUCUACGUCCCCAUUGACGUCGUCACCUUCUCGCUGCUCUUGUUCAAUUUCGCCGUUGUUGGAGUUCUGGCCGUAUUCUUGGCGAAAGUUCCGAUCAUGGUCAACCAGGGGUAUUUGGUGAUCAUCGGGGUUCUCGUCGCCUACUGGUUCACUCUCCUUCCGGAGUGGACCACCUGGGCGCUUCUGAUUGCCAUGUCUUUGUACGAUUUAGCUGCUGUUCUGUUGCCGGGCGGACCCUUGAGAUUGCUUGUGGAGCUUGCCAUCUCGAGGGACGAGGAGUUACCGGCAUUGGUCUAUGAGGCAAGGCCCGUGGAGCAUCUCCCGGGGGCGGGUAGGAGGCUGUGGAGAGAAAGAAGGGAUCUUGCUUCUAAUUCAAGUUCGAACUCAAAUAAUUUGGAAGCUGGAGAUCCUGCAUCGCAGGACACAAGUCUGGUUAUUGCCGAAGAAGGGCCAUCCGUUUCAGCAUUGACGGCACCUUUCCUACAACAGCAAUUGGAAAGGCAUGGAGAAGUGGAACUUGAAGGAAUUGGGUUGAGUUCAUCAGGUGCAAUCAAGCUGGGGCUUGGAGAUUUUAUAUUUUAUAGUGUGUUGGUGGGGAGAGCAGCACUGUACGAUUUCAUGACAGUGUAUGCUUGUUAUCUUGCAAUCAUGUCUGGGCUGGGUAUCACUUUGUUGCUCUUAGCAUUUUAUCGCAAGGCAUUGCCAGCUCUGCCAGUGUCCAUAGCACUUGGUAUAAUCUUCUAUCUCUUGACGAGGGCUUCAUUGGAAGUGUUUAUGGUCCAGUGUUCCACAAAUCUAUUGAUGUUCUAGCAUGGUGUUUUUCUUCAUUCCAAUGGAAAUUAGAGAUAUGAUCUCUUUACUGCUUUCUGCAGCAUUAUUGUGGAAUGCAAAUGCUCAAGAAUUGUGCCUGAGGCUUUGUAUAAUGGUAAUUUAUAAUGUCACAAAAGAUUUAUUCUCAA